Molecule: messenger RNA, 3825 nt
Organism: Anguilla rostrata (American eel)
Lineage: Eukaryota; Metazoa; Chordata; Actinopteri; Anguilliformes; Anguillidae
Gene: kcnk12
Product: potassium channel, subfamily K, member 12
Exons: 2
Coding region: 1936-3168 (410 amino acids)
Biological process (GO): stabilization of membrane potential; potassium ion transmembrane transport
Cellular component (GO): plasma membrane
Molecular function (GO): outward rectifier potassium channel activity; potassium ion leak channel activity
Source: RefSeq, a predicted model, not a curated record
AUGCCUCAAUUUCCAGUUCUACGACUGCAGAAAAUAAAUAACAACAAAAGCUUGUAAGUGGUGUGUAGUUGGAACAGAAAAUCACGACCUGCUCUAUUGGCGACAUGCUCUCUGAUCCGACAUUUGUAGAAUGCGCACUGGGGUCGCUGGCUAUGUAAAUGAUUGAGUGCAGCAGCUUACGCCGCAUUCUUAUUUUGCGGAAGCGAGAACGCCCGACACUGAGCUCGCGCCCUUCUCGCUUUAGCGUUAAGGCGCGCCUGAGAACUGCAGCUGAAGACAUUGUUGCAGAACCCUCACGGGUAUGAGGUUUAAGGUGGUAGGAUUCACGAGUCAUUUUAAGUAGGAGAGGUGGAAAGUGACAAUCAGGCGUGCAUUGACUUUUGUCAAUGGGCUAGCUUUGCCAUGGGUUGGCGUGUGGAAUUUACAGGAAAAAAAGACAGCAUGAUAUGGGCUUGACAAGAGAAGCAGUUUUAAAACGGCUUCUGUUCUGCUAAGAAUAUCCGUGGUGUGUGGUGCAUGUUCUGUCAUGGUUUUAGACAAAGAAAGAGAGCCCAUUAUACUCCAUAAAAUGCAUCGCCUUUUCACUGGAAGCGCUUUAAACGAAGCUGUAGAAAGGAUGAGCUGUGUCACGGGAACCUGUAUGCGCCUGGCGUUCGCUCAAGCUGAAUAUUUUGAAGAAAAGGUCAUACAAAAGCCGACUUUCAGUGUUCCCCGGAGCAGAGUCAGAUUCGUUUACCGAAUGUUUGAUUUGAUUCCUCACUAGGAAAUAUUUAAAAUGUUCUGACCUUUCUUUCCUUUGGUGCAAUCAUCGUUGGACUAGUUAAGUACUUUAGGCGUCUGUAUCCUGGGGAAGCUUAGUUAUCACACAUGCUGUUUAUUUCAAAAUGAAUAAUUCGCAGUUCGUUAUUUUCUUGCCUGUUAUCACUCACCUGCCUGCCCGUUGAGAGAGAAGCCUGACCAGUCUUGAGAUCAGGUUUAGCCGCGCGCCCGACUCUACUGUAGACUACAAAUCUGAAGCGAUGUGCUGUUUCCUGCCAUCUACUAUUACAUCUUCAUUCGGACUGCGGGCUCGGUACUUUCCUUUCAUCAGUUCCACAAUGGGAACAUCUGGGAGUAAAUGAAAGAGAAUUCAGCGAAAUACGCCCGGAGCAUUUAAAUGUCCCGCAAUGAUUUCUAGAUAUGUUGGUAUUCGUGUGAGUAAUGCGGUUGACAAAAGUUGAUAUGAUCCUAAGGAAAUGUGAUUUGCUGCGGCGACCGAAAGGAUGAUACUGCUGUUUCUUCCUCACUAUUUGCAGAAUGGACAUAUAAGGAAGCGUACAGUCUAACACAAUUCUAGGGAAAUGGACAGCACUCUUUUCCACCAGUGCGGACCUAACCGUUAAAUGCAGGUUACUGAGGUUUAUAAUAUUGUGCGUUUCAUUUUUGUUUGUUCAGGUUGUUUUUACACUAGAAAAUAAUUAUUUAUCUGAUUUAAUUGUUCUAUCGGAUUAAUGAACUGUUUUUUUCAGUAGAAUAGUUUUUAAUGAUAACAUGCUCGUUUUCUGUUGUGGUAACCUCGAAAUGUUAGUGUAGUAGAGCAAAAUGCAAAUUAUACAUCCAGUGUUAUCUGGCCCGCUGCCCAGGAAUAACAGUGAUUUCAAGUGAAAAUCUACAAGUGUGGCGAAACCGUCCAUUGUUUUCGUUCUGUGCUGUUUGUCCCCUUUUCACAUCUGCAGAAAUAAAUACAUUGUUUAGUCUCAAAUAUCUGACUAAAAGUCAACCUGAUUCGCGUGCCAGUGCCACGCACAGCGAGGGAAAUCUCCGCGAGGUAGUGGAAUACAAAGUGCGUUGUGCCGGAGGCUGAAUCUCUCCUCAAGUGAGCGCUGAGCGAAUGCCGCUCCCUCCUCCGAUGCGGAGUUGGUCGCUGUCCGUUGCCCUGGUGGUGCUGAAAUUUGGAUGAUGCCUAGCCAGCGACUACAAGGCUGCCGCUCCCUACACAUAAAUGAAGACAACGGCCGCUUUCUGCUCCUUGCCAUCCUGAUCGUGUUGUACCUGCUGUGUGGCGCCGCAGUGUUCUCCGCCAUCGAGAGACCCUCGGAGGUACAAGCCCACGGCCGCUGGAAUCGGACACUGUACAACUUCAGCGAGACGUUCAACAUUAGCCUGCAGGAUCUGAACUCCUUUCUGCGCGAUUAUGAAGCUGCGAUCGCCACCGGGAUCAGAGCCGAUUCUUUAAGACCGCGAUGGGACUUUACUGGAGCAUUCUACUUUGUCGGAACUGUUGUUUCAACUAUUGGUUUCGGGAUGACCACCCCGGCGACGGUGGCAGGGAAGGUUUUCCUCAUCUUCUACGGCAUGCUGGGUUGCGCGGGCACCAUCCUGUUCUUUAACCUGUUCCUGGAGCGCAUCAUCACCCUGCUGGCCGUGGUGAUGAGGGCGGUGCAGGAGCGGCGUCUCCGGCGCAGCGGCCUCUUCCCGCCGGGCCUCCGCCGCGACUUCGCCGAGUCCUGCCUGCCGGGCUGGAAGCCCUCCGUCUACCACGUGAUGCUGAUCCUGGGCCUGGCGUCCAUCGUGCUGUCCUGCUGCGCCUCGGCCAUGUACACGCCCGUGGAGGGCUGGGCCUACAUGGACUCGCUCUACUACUGCUUCGUCACCUUCAGCACCAUCGGCUUCGGCGACCUGGUGAGCAGCCAGGGCGCCGCCUACGAGAACCAGGGCCUGUACCGGCUGGCCAACUUCCUGUUCAUCCUGUCAGGCGUGUGCUGCAUCUACUCGCUCUUCAACGUCAUCUCCAUCGUCAUCAAACAGGUGCUCAACUGGAUGCUGGGGAAGAUGAACUGCCUGUGCUGCCAGCGGUGCCACAGGGCCAACGCCUUCCUGGGGCGGCGGAACGCCAUCCGGCCCGGCGCCCGCGUGCGGCAGGCCCGCUUCGCCCGCCCGCCCGACUCGGACGGGCCCUACGAUAGCGACACGGACGGCCGCCGCCUCUCCGGCGAGAUGAUCUCCAUGCGGGACCUCACGGCCUCCAACAAGGUCUCCCUGGCCAUCAUGCAGAAGCAGCUCUCCGAGACGGCCAACGGGUACCCCAGGACGGUGGGCAGCAGCUCGCGGCAAAACGGGUUUUCGGGGGGCGUGGGGGCCCUUGGCAUCAUGAACAACCGUCUGGCGGAGACCAGCGACAGCAGGUAGAACCUGCUGAGGCUGAGGCAGAUCGAGAGGGAGAGAGAGAGAGAGAUGAAAGCAGAUAGGGUGAUGGAAAGGACAGCGAGGAUGGGGAUUUCACAAACAUGAGCACGGAAGAGGAUUUGUGGGAGGAGAGAUGUAAAGAAAGCACAACAAUGGAUAACUAACCGACACACAAGGCAAAAUACAGUACUACAGGCUUCCGAUCUGGGUCAGUUCGUGGGUGUGUCUUUUUCCUUCUUACCCAUUUUUUUCACGACUUGUGCUUGUGUUUUUGUAUUUCCCUGAAUGGAGCCUGUCAGCCUCAUGAUGACUUUACAGUGGAUUUACAGAUCGGCUGUAGUGAUUCCUGGGUUUUGGUGGCACCAUACUGGGACUGAAGCACCUGCUUUCAUAACCUGGGCAGAAAGCCCGAGUCCUGCUGUUGGGAUGCCCCACGGCGGUACACAGGAAGUCGCGGCGCCCUUAUUUCUCCAAGUCCUUGAUAUCAAAGUCACAGGAACACAUUCUCAGUACUGCGCACCAGCUUUCACAGCUGUGUUCCUGAGCUGUUUAGCCUGCUUGACAAAUCAAGAUCAACAUUUUGAGCAUGGUAGUGCUCCAGAUCUCUCAGUGUAAAAUCUAAGGGUUAGGAAUAUUAUAUUGCUUUAAUUUAAUUUUUGG